Rotaria sp. Silwood2 is the source of this 1974-nucleotide messenger RNA. NCBI's taxonomy places the organism in Eukaryota, Metazoa, Rotifera, Eurotatoria, Philodinida, Philodinidae. The record is from the annotation of a GenBank genome assembly.
AUGGACGCUGAUGAUAAAGACUUGAAACGUGGAACUAUUCAAUUGUUUUUUCGUACAUCCUUCAAGAAGAAAAGAGUUGAUAUUACUACUUCUACUAUUGACAAAUCCUCACAAUCACAGAUCACAGAACCUGACGAAGUAGCUUGUUGUUCAACAGAUAAACCAAUUGGAUCUUCAUCGUCAUCGUCAUUAAUAUCAUCUUCAUCAGAAACAUUUUUACUGCCAUCAUCUUCAACAUCUACAAAUUCACCAUCAACACUUUUACCAUCAUCAUCAUCAAUAUCACCAAAUUCACCAUCAACACUUUUACCACCAUCAUCAUCAUCAUCAAUGUCACCAAAUUCACCAUCAACACUUUUACCACCACCAUCAUCAUCAAUAUCAUCAAAUUCAUCAUCAACACUUCUACCACCAUCGUCAUCAUCAAUAUCACCAAAUUCACCAUCAACGCUUUUAAUAUCAUCACUAACAACGUCUCCGCCUUCAGCAAUGGCAGCAGGUACAGAAAUAUCUGUGAUUCCUUUAGAUAUUAGUCGUUCUUCAAAAGAUUCACCUAGUCAACCAAAAUUACCUUCGUAUAAAACAAACAAAGAAAAUCGAUCAUUUCAUUCACAAUGGUAUGCAAGAUUUAAAUGGUUAGAAUACUCAAUCGAACGAGACAGUGUUUUUUGCUACUAUUGUCGUCAUUUUGGUGAUACUAUUAAUGUCUUAAACAGGAAUCAAAGUGAUGCAUUCGUUUCUGGAUACAAUAAUUGGAAAAAUGCCUUGACUAAAAGUCAAGGUUUACCUAAACAUGAACUUAGUGUGUCGCACAGAUAUGCCGCUUCAAAUUAUGAACAAUUUAUUUUACGUACAAGUACUCAAACAAGCGUAAUACAUGUACUUGACAAAGGACGUGCUGAAUUAAUUCGAAAAAAUCGACAACGUCUUUCAAAAUCUAAUAAUCGCGAAAAUAAUAAUCCAACAUCAUUAAAAAAAUGGGCCGACACGAGAUGGGACAGUAGAUGGUCUUCAAUCAAUUCUAUAAUUCUAAACUACAAAGCUCUUAUUAUUUCUUUACAAGAAUUAGAAGAUGAAGGAAAUGAAAGAUCUGUUGAUGCACGCGGUUUACUUUUAUCAGUUAAAGCACCAAUAUUCGUUGUAUCCUUAUUUAUCGUACACAAGAUAUUUGGAAUCAUUAAAGUAUUGUCGGAUCAGUUAAAAGCCAAAUCCAUUGAUUUUUGCAAAGCUCAAUGUUUAAUAAAAUCAGUUAUUGCUCAAAUAGCUGAUCUUCGUAAUGAACAAGCAUUUUCUUAUAUGUAUUUAAAAGUUACCAGCUUUUGUAAAGAGCAUGAUGUUGAUAUAUUAUCAACACCACGAGCACAAAGAAAUAGAAAAUUAUCAAUCAGAUUUAAAGAUGUUUUUAUUAGUACUAGUAUUGGUCAACGUGACAAUGUGAAUAAUGAAGAUCAAUAUCGAACAAAUCUUUAUUAUCCGUUAAUUGAUUCCAUCUUGAUCGAAUUAAACGAUCGUUUUUCUUUUGAAAAUAUGCAAAUCUUAAAUGGAAUAUCAGCUCUUUGUCCCGACAGCGACAAUUUUUUGAAAAUUGACGUAUUAAAACCUUUUGCGUUACAAAUGAAAACUGAUUUACACUCAUUAGACAAUGAAAUUCGGGUUCUCGAACCUAUGAUGAAAAACUCAAAAUCAAAAACUAUUGUUGAACUCUAUGUUGAAUUAUUGCCACUGGCAAAGGCAUUUCCAACGGUUAUGUUUCUUAUCGUUACCGCCAUGACUAUACCUGUCUCGUCAACAACCUGUGAGAGAACAUUUAGUAAAAUGAAAUUGAUAAAAACAACAACACGUAAUACAAUGUCCGACGCUCGGUUGAAUGAUUUAUGUGUUAUAGCAGUGGAACGUGAUUUCAAGAUUGAUUUCGAAAAACUCAUGGAUGAUUUUUCUGAUUUGCACAAAAAUAGUAGAAUUCUCUUGAAGUAA